AUGACCCGGUCAAACCCUCCCUCAGGCCUCUGGAAGCCAACCCACCUUGAACGCCUGUACUAUGGCCCUUCCUCAGUUCACGACAAUCUAGUCUCCUGCCUACCCUCAUCAUCCUCCAAAGCGUUUAUCAUCACCGGCUCCUCACUCGCCACCAAAACACCCCUCAUCCAGCAAGUCGAGAAGCUCCUGACCUCGAAGCACCAUGCAGGCACCUUCUCCAAUAUCAAGCAGCAUGCUCCAGUGGCACAGCUGGAUGAGGCAACAGAUGCGGUGCAGAAAGACUCUUCCAUCGAUACCAUCAUUAGCAUUGGAGGCGGCAGCCCCAUUGACUCAGCCAAAGCCAUCUCCUACAGGACUCAUGAGAAAUCGAACAAAUAUCUCUAUCACAUCGCCAUACCUACGACGCUGAGCGCGGCCGAGUGUACGAUGGGUGCAGGAUACACGGCGGCGGAUGGCAAAAAGACUGGCGUUGGAGGUCCGGAGCUGGUACCGAACGUCAUCAUCUACGAUGCAAAAUUCGCGUUGGAGACCCCGCAAAGGCUCUGGCUAUCUACGGGUAUACGAUCGCUGGACCACGCGGUAGAACUUUUAUAUCACCCAAAAGCUGCAGAGGCCCCUGCGAAAUCGUUGGUUCUGAGCGCGAUCGAGGGACUUUUCACCUACCUUCCCAAGUCCAAGGCGGAGCCAAAGAAUGAGGACUACAUCACAAGGCUACAACUGGCAUCCUUCAACUCGCUCUUUCCCAUAGGACUGGAUAUGGGGGGUGGUCUAGGGCUCAGUCACGCGAUGGGUUAUGCUCUUGGGUCGCCUUACGGCAUACCCCACGGUAUUACGUCUUGUAUUUCACUGGCCGGCGUUGUACGGCUGAAGGCGGAGAACCCAGAAGAUGCAGCUCAGGUUGCCAGAGCAUUACCAUACAUUGGACAGAGCAAAAGUGGAGACGAUAAAAAAGAUGCCCUCAAGGUGGCCGAUGCCAUCGAGAAGCUCGUUAAGGAUUUGGGCCUGGAGAGUAGGCUCAAGGAUUACAAUGUUGGUAGUGACCAGGUAUCCGUGGUGGCGAAGACGGCAACAAAGUCGGAGUCAGGGCCGUUGUAUGAUGGUGUAGCGAAGAUUGUAGAGAGUAAGCUAUGA
Messenger RNA from Letharia columbiana, 1131 nucleotides. RefSeq lists its product as uncharacterized. The coding region runs from base 1 to 1131 and encodes 376 amino acids. Gene Ontology annotation, cellular component: mitochondrion. Lineage: Eukaryota; Fungi; Ascomycota; Lecanoromycetes; Lecanorales; Parmeliaceae. The transcript has a single exon. Gene Ontology annotation, molecular function: alcohol dehydrogenase (NAD+) activity; metal ion binding. The record is from RefSeq and is a predicted model, not a curated record.